AAUUGCUAUAAAUUUUGCUAAAUUUUGUURGUGUUAUUUUUAAAGUAGACUCGUUUCUGUGUGGUGACAAGGUAGUGUGAUCAAGUGUCAAGAUGAAUGGUCAGAAGAGCAUGACGACCUUAAAUGAAUUUUACAAGAAUAUGUGAUAGUUUGUCCUCACAUGAGACUACCUUAGCACUUCCGUGUUGGCUAACGAUUUCCUGCAAAUGUAGCGACAUMAAGUGAAAGUCGUGAGUUUGGAGAAUUGCAGAUUAUGGAAGAUAAUUUGUGGUACCAUGGUCUACUUUCUCGUGAAGAAGCUGUUGCUCUUCUCGUAAAAAACGGGAAAAAAGAAGGUUUAUUUCUUGUACGAGAGAGCAAACAAGUUCCUGGUGAUUUUGUGCUUUCACUUUGGAAAGCAAAUCAAGCUCUACACUUCCAGAUUCAAUGCCGAGGGGAUAUUUAUUUUUCUAUUGACGAUGGACCAGUAUUUCAUGGCCUCGAUGCACUGAUUGAAUACUAUCGUGAAAAUGCUGAUGGAUUGCCAAUAAGAUUGACUCAGUGYUGUAAAGGACACCCUCCUCCUGCUUCAACAAGGAGGCAUGGCAUUCAAACGCCACUUCAUCAGGCUUGUAUUGAUGGGGAUGUCAGACUGGUUCAAAGACACUURCGUGAAAACCCUUUAGCAGUAAAUGCCCGCAAUGAAAAUGGCAGAACACCUCUGCAUCUAGCUGCUCUUAAAGGUUCUGAUGAUGUGACAAGAAUGCUGCUMCAAUGUGCAGCAGAUCCUAGGUGUCGCGAUAAUAAUGGCCACACUGCUUUAAUGUGUGCAUGUAUAGCAAAUAAUCCGUCUACUUGUAAUGUACUGGUACAUCAAGGCAAAGCUGAUCUACAAGACAGAUGCCCUAAUACAGGAUGGGUAGCACUUCACGAGGCUGCCUCAAGAGGGUUUAUAGACUGUUUUCAUUUGUUAGUUCARCUUGGAGCACCACUYCAUCCAAGGACRAAUGAUGGUGAUACYCCAAGAGACUUAGCAUUAMGAUAUGGACAUGUUUCAAUAUCAGACWUGAUAGAUAAUUAUCAUUUAAGCCCUCCAAGGACAAAUUCCACAAUAUGGUUACAUGAACAUCUUGAUAGACAGGGAACUGUGAAGCUAUUUCAAAAGUGGGGAUUAGUAGAUGGACAAUUUCUAAUAAGGCUGAGUACAAGAGAUCAUGGAUAUUAUGUCUUGUCUGUUGUCCUUAAUAAGCAAGUAUUUCAUUAUCAAAUCAAAAGUAGGUCUGAUAGGUGGUUCUAUAUAGAUGAUGGUCCUUUGUUUGAAACACUUCCACAUGUUAUAGACCACUACAGUAAAACAGCUGAYGGGCUUCCUGUGUUACUGUCACUGGCAGUUCCACCAGAUGGCAGACCCCCCAUCCCUCUUACUCACUUUACUCAUAAUUCACCUAGAAAAGUUAGCAGAAGCAAUUCAGUGGAAAAUUUUGGGCCCACUUCACCACAGCCAGCUCCAACURCAAGAAACAAACUGGUGAGAUCUAAGAGCGAACAUCCUCAUCAGAUAGAUGACAAAACUGACAGUCUUCCAGUAAGACCACAGCCUCCUCCAGCUGUAUCACCAAUGAAGCCAUCAAUCAAAGUUCGACGUCCACCACCACCAUUACCUCCAUCAGCUCCUGAGGUCAAAGAGGAAGAAAAACCUCCACAAGCCAAAUCACAGCAGCAUACUCUAAUAAACAGACAAGACCUUGAGCUUGGUUCAGAACUUGGUCAAGGAGAAUUUGGAUCAGUACUGAGAGGUGUGUGGAAGGACCCUAGAGGAAACAAGAUUCCUGUUGCCCUCAAGACAUUGCAUCCUGAUAAAAUAGCCCAUGGAGAACAGGAGUUUCUCAGAGAGGCACGUGUUAUGUAUGGAUUACACCAUCCUUGCAUYGUGUCUCUGAUUGGUGUGUGUUUGGGGCCACCACUUAUCUUGGUUCAAGAGCUGGUCUCUAUGGGUGCUCUWUUAGAUUUCUUGAUAGAUCACCAACCAGAAGUAUCCCCAAGGGACCUUAAACUUUGGGCUGCUCAAAUAGCAUGGGGGAUGAUGUACCUGGAAAAGAAACGAUUUGUACAUAGAGAUCUUGCUACAAGAAAUAUCCUGAUGGCUUCCAAGCAUCAGCUUAAGAUAAGUGACUUUGGUUUGUCAAGAGCAGUUGGAGCAGGUAGUGAUUACUACAAAGCUUCUCAAGGAGGCAGAUGGCCUGUUAAAUGGUAUGCUCCUGAGUCCAUAAAUUAUGGAACGUUUUCUCAUAAGAGUGAUGUGUGGAGUUAYGGAGUUACRCUSUGGGAGAUGUACUCAUUUGGUCAAUUACCAUAUGGAGAAAUGACRGGUGGUGAGGUGAUAAGGUUACUUGAGACAGAAGGAAAAAGGUUGGACAGGCCAGAAGCAUGCCCUGAACAUGUGUACAAGUUAAUGUUAAAAUGCUGGGAUCUUAAACCUGAGUACAGACCAACAUUUGAAGAGYUGCAUAAUAUAUUCAGCACCGAUCCUUUGUAUGCUGAUGUAAGGUUGUUCAGAGAUUAAUGUAGAUUGGUUUAGAAUUCAGUACAAGUAAUCAUAGGACAGCAACAAGAAGGCAGAGGUUUACAGCAUGUCUAAAGUGUACAAUAACAUUAGCACUUAGACAUAGUCUUCUUUACAGAGUGUCAUUUGGAAAUGUCGAUGUGCAUCAUUGGAUCCAAAUGAGGCUCUCAUGAUAGAUACCUUUUUAUACAGCAAAGCCAGUUAUUUUUCAUAGGUAUCUAAAAUUCUUAUUAAUUCUUAAUUCUCACUUGGAUUACAAAGACAUAGGGAAUUCUGAAACAUAGUCUAACAUGUCACUACAGGAUCUAGUUGUACAAAGGGUGAAUAGCUUAAAGUGCAAGCAGGAAAUAAGAGAGAGCAUUGAUUUCAGUGACACUCUUUCACUCUCUUUUGUUAAGCCAUCAGCUAAAAACAUAAUGCAAUAACAGCUGUAAUACUACCAAUAUUUUUUUAGUUUAAUAUUGAAUAUUACYAGAUAAGGGAGAGAAAAAGAUACACAAUAUUUGAUUAUUUGCAAUUCAAACAAACUAAAGUAUUGCACUCACUUAUAUUGUGAUAUGUCCUCCUUCUGGUACAAUUAAGACAAAUAUUGAUUAUAAAAUUCUGAUAUUCAGAGUAUAUUUAGUAAAGCUCCAUUUUUGGGUUAUGCACGCUAAUUAUUCACAUGGAAUUAUUAAUUUGGAUCGAGUAUCAUUCAAUAGUAGAUGUCACCAUUUAAUUUGCGGAUAAUGUUUCACAGUUUAAUUCUCACAGCAUCAUAGAUUGUGUGCAUGCAUCAUUGCAUCUGUGUAUAAACUGUCAAGCAACUAUUAAACUGCUGAUAAUAUUA
Messenger RNA from Exaiptasia diaphana, 3371 nucleotides. Its product is annotated as tyrosine-protein kinase HTK16. Gene Ontology annotation, biological process: protein phosphorylation. NCBI's taxonomy places the organism in Eukaryota, Metazoa, Cnidaria, Anthozoa, Actiniaria, Aiptasiidae. The record is from RefSeq and is a predicted model, not a curated record. The coding region runs from base 254 to 2542 and encodes 762 amino acids. Gene Ontology annotation, molecular function: protein tyrosine kinase activity; protein binding; ATP binding. The transcript is spliced from 12 exons.